This is a messenger RNA of [Torrubiella] hemipterigena, 2470 nucleotides long. NCBI's taxonomy places the organism in Eukaryota, Fungi, Ascomycota, Sordariomycetes, Hypocreales, Clavicipitaceae. The record is from the annotation of a GenBank genome assembly.
GGAAAAAUUAGUGGGGGGUUUGCCGCCAGUGCGCUGUAAACAGGUAGCCCUGGAAGCCCCUCUCUGCCUACAAAACCCUUUCAUCGGCUUCACCGUUCGAGCCAUUCAAACUCUUUCUCUAAACAACGACUUUACUACUGUUCCCCCCUAACCGAUCCGCUUGUGCAUUGUCCAUAGUCUGGACAGUGACAUUCCUGUCAGUUAACCGGGAAUUAAUUUUAGUAUAUCUCUGUCUUUCUUCUGCUUCUUUGUAGUUGAUCGUCUCUCGUCUCGCUUACCACUCCCGAUCUAAUCGUGUCCCAAUCGCUUCUUCGACCACCAGUCUUCGAUCGAUCUUAUACGCAACAAUGGAUAGUGUUCUUCGUCAAUCCAAGGCCAUGUGCCCAUUCCUCAAGACCGCCUCGCCUGCGGCUCUUCGCGCCAUGUCCACCUCCACCCGGCCCAUGGCCUCCCCCGGUGGCGGUACCAUGUCCAAGUUGCAGGUCUUUGCCAACCGCUGCCCUGUGAUGGGCAAGGCAAUGGCUGUGCAGUCUUCCAAGAAUGCUGCCGUCUCUACUAUUCGCGCCUUCUCCGGAGACUCCAAGCAGGGUCGUGCUCGCAUUCACACGAGCCGCAACCAGGAGGCUCGUGCCGUUGAGCGCCCAUUCCUUGAUGGCCGCGAGAAUAUCCAUUUGCCUCCCGGCAUGGCCAAGGCUCCUCGCAAGGAUGGUCCUGUUGCCGCCGCCGUCAGCAGCCACUCCCCCAAGUUCGACUACGAGUCCUUCUACAACGCCGAGCUCGAUAAGAAACACAAGGACAAGUCGUACCGCUAUUUCAAUAACAUCAAUCGACUUGCCAAGGAAUUUCCACGUGCCCAUAUGGCAAAUGCGGAGGAGCGUGUUACCGUUUGGUGCGCCAAUGACUACCUCGGCAUGGGUCGCAACCCUCACGUCUUGGGCAAGAUGCACGAGAUCCUGAACGAAUACGGCGCCGGCGCUGGUGGUACUCGCAACAUUUCGGGCCACAACAAGCACGCCGUGGAAUUGGAAGGCACUCUCGCCAAACUGCACUCCAAGGAGUCGGCGCUGGUUUUUAGCUCAUGCUAUGUGGCCAACGACGCAACUCUCGCUACUCUGGGCAGCAAGCUUCCCGAUUGUGUGAUUCUGUCUGACAGCCUGAACCAUGCGUCCAUGAUUCAGGGUAUUCGUCACUCUGGAACCAAGAAGAUCGUCUUUAAGCACAACGAUGUUGCGGAUUUGGAGGCGAAAAUUGCGUCUCUUCCUCUGCAUGUGCCCAAGAUCAUUGCCUUCGAAUCCGUCUACAGCAUGUGCGGCUCCAUUGGCCCAAUUGAGGAAAUUUGCGAUUUGGCUGACAAGUACGGCGCUAUUACUUUCUUGGAUGAGGUGCACGCUGUGGGAAUGUACGGCCCCAACGGCGCUGGUGUUGCCGAACACCUGGACUGGGAGGCCCAUCAAGCUGGCGCUCCUCGUGGCACCAUCAUGGACCGUAUUGAUAUCAUUACCGGUACCCUUGGUAAGGCGUACGGCUGCGUUGGUGGUUACAUUGCUGGCAGCGCCAAGCUUGUCGACAUGAUUCGCUCACUCGCACCCGGCUUCAUCUUCACCACGUCGCUCCCACCCGCCACCAUGGCUGGAGCCAAGACCUCGAUUGAGUACCAGAUGGGCUACGACGGUGACCGCAAGCUUCAGCAGCUUCACACCCGCGCUGUGAAGGAGGAGCUUAACGCUCGCGAUAUCCCGGUCAUUCCCAACCCAUCGCACAUUAUCCCGAUCCUGGUUGGUAACGCUGAAGUCGCUAAGGCUGCGUCGGACAUGCUUCUUAAGGACUACAACAUCUACGUGCAGUCCAUCAACUACCCCACCGUCCCCGUCGGUCAGGAACGCCUCCGAAUCACGCCUACCCCCGGCCACACCAAGGAAUACCGCGACGAGCUUGUCGCCGCGGUCGACGACAUUUGGAACCGCCUCAACAUCAAGCGCACUUCUGCAUGGGCUGCAGAGGGCGGCUUUAUUGGCGUCGGCGAAGAAGGCAGCGUCGAGCAGCCGCUCUGGACUGACAAGCAGCUCGGUGUCGAACAAGCAACAAAGGAAAUGCUGGCCAACGGGCACGCCAAGCAGGGCAGCGUUACUGAAGCCUUGCUUGAGCGCAACGUGAUCGGCAUCAAGCAAUCUGCUGCUGCCACCGCUUAAAGUUGUCCCCCGUCUAGGGGUUGGCUGGCGGCUCGGCAGAUUGGCGUCCCGCGUAUGGGCGCAGUUGACGUGAGACUGCUUGCCAACUAUAUCUGGACAGCUAAGCCUCCCGUUCCUUUCUUGCCAUGUUUGCCUGUAAACGGUGAUCUGGACCCUAUUUAUUGGAAUUUCUUUAUUUUUAUCGUGAUGGGAGUGUUGGCAUCUUUGCCGCACUCCCGCGAUCAAUAUACGCAAAUGCCAUCACUGACGCAUUCGCAACUGCGAUGCAAGUAAACCUUGAG